This is a messenger RNA of Dujonia railenensis, 1320 nucleotides long. Lineage: Eukaryota; Fungi; Ascomycota; Pichiomycetes; Serinales; Debaryomycetaceae. The record is from the annotation of a GenBank genome assembly.
AUGAUGACUCAACUUCCGUCGGUGUUUGAAUUGAUGGUUGGUACUCGUGGUCGCCAGAGAUCGACCUCGAGUUUACCUACGGCGCCUGUGUCUGCUGCACCAAUAGGUCAAUCCACUUCUAAAGACGAACCGAGCUCCCCCUCGUCAAUUCCAAGGAUAUCGAGCGCCACGUCUUUGCCUCUGGCUAUAAGUAAUUUCGGGGGCACCGCAGCUGCAGCGGCAGCGAAUGGGCGGAAGUCCUCGGUGCAUUCCAUCCCAGAAGAUCCAAGCAGUCCAGCCAACCACACGUAUAGAAGAAGGACAGAGCCCAAUAUCUUCCCACACCACCACUACUUGCAUCAGCAACACCAACAGCCUCAGGCACAGGGUCCUACGUCUGCUGGUCCUGCAGUACUGGCCCCGGCUCCCAGCAAUGGCUCUGGCGCUGCUCCUGUACCCCCCUCCAACACCCAGACACACUUGGCUCCACCUCCCAUCUUUCAACAUCCAAGCUACAACCCUGCUGCUGCUGUGUUUAGUCCCUUGGCAAGUGGCCCAUCACCGCCAAAUUCCACCGACUACUUCACCAGGAACAACCAAAGAUCUUCAAUUUCUUCAUCCAUAGACGGCUUGACCAGAACCAACUCAUUGAACGGCCCACUUUCCCUCCCAACCAUCAACGGCAAUGCAAACGCACAGGUUUACCGUAGCAAUAGCCCCAAGAAUGAAAUAUCUCCUCACCAGCAGCACCCACACCAGCCGCUCCAAGGAUUGACUGCAAUUCCUUAUCAAGCUGAGUACUUCCCAGUGAUCUACAGCAGCGUUCCCCCACAGGGCGGCCCACCACAGUCGCAGGUGGUGUACUCUGUGUACCCGCAGCCGGGCUCCAUACAACAGUACGGAGGACUUGGUCCGCCCCACCAACCACAACACCCGCAACACGCACACUAUCAGCAGCACCACCCACAGCAGCUCCAGCACCUCCCAAUGGGUCACCCCCAUCAAAUACAGUCCGGAGACGAGAACAACGCACUCGUCAACAAACGCAGAAUUAUCAAGAGAAGAACCAGAAGUGGUUGUCUCACAUGCCGGAAAAGAAGAAUCAAGUGUGACGAGAGGAAACCUCAUUGUUUCAAUUGUGAAAGGUCCAAAAAGGUUUGCCUAGGGUACGAAAAUGUACCCAAGAAGAAGCCAGGACUGCAAGAAUCGGACGAAGAAGACACUGCCAGUCAUACUAAUAACGGCACUGGUGCCUCCAAUAGUGGAUCGAACACCAGCACACCUACCAACUCUUCCAACUCAAACGAUCCGAUUUUCAUCGAUGCUGCCAAUUACAACUGA